AUGCAUUUCCAUCAGCUGUUUAGAUGUGCACAUCGUGUGUGGGAGCCAGCUAGGGUUGUGACUGGACUCUUCUCCCAUUGUACCCCGACUUCCGUGAAUACUUUCUCCACUUCCAAUGUAUCUCCAGCUCGUAAGAAACGCAGUCCAUACAGUUCCAUGGACAGCAGACGCUACUCUACACUUGUCAAGUCAGUUGUGUCCCACUGAGUCAGUGCUCAAAAUACCAAGAUCCUAAAGGAGCCAGAUGCUCAAAUCUACGGACAUGUGAGAAAAUCCCAAACACCCUCCUAACGACUGCCACCCAAAGUGUUUAAAAUGCUCCACCCGUUCAACAGGGCAUUUUAAUCUGGCGAAACUGAGCUUGGAUGUGUGAUCCAUAUCCUUCAGCAGACACUGUACCCGGAACAAAAGUUUUACCUGGAGAGGUGUAGGAGGAAGAUUAUCACUCAACUGGUAUAGGAUGGCUUUAAGGAAUACAAUAUGAGGUAG
Oncorhynchus nerka (sockeye salmon) is the source of this 489-nucleotide messenger RNA. RefSeq names its product mitochondrial genome maintenance exonuclease 1 (gene mgme1). NCBI's taxonomy places the organism in Eukaryota, Metazoa, Chordata, Actinopteri, Salmoniformes, Salmonidae. The record is from RefSeq and is a predicted model, not a curated record.